Hibiscus syriacus is the source of this 2040-nucleotide messenger RNA. RefSeq lists its product as uncharacterized. Gene Ontology annotation, molecular function: zinc ion binding; nucleic acid binding. Bases 1 to 2040 code for a protein of 679 amino acids. Lineage: Eukaryota; Viridiplantae; Streptophyta; Magnoliopsida; Malvales; Malvaceae. The record is from RefSeq and is a predicted model, not a curated record. The transcript has 3 exons.
AUGUCUGGUGAUACUGCUACAAACUGGCGUGAGCUUUUUGCGGCGGGGAUCGACCAGGAAUUGAAAAUUUUUUCACCUGCGGUGAUAGAGGGUUCCUGCGUUGUCAAACCGUCGAAGGAUGUGUUUGAGGAGGGUAUUUUGGAGUGGAAAUUUGCUCUUGUUGGUCAAUUCAUAGGUUCGGCUCUAGCUUUUGGAUCCAUUCAGAGAGUUGUCUCGAUGCUUUGGGGGAAGGCUUCUCCGAUUAAGUGGGAACCUAAUUUGAAGGAGCUUCAGUUUGAUUUGAGCCGAAUGCCGAUUUGGAUUCAUUUGUACAAUGUCCCUCUGGAGCUUUUUUCAAGGAGGGGGCUAAGUUACAUUGCAAGCGCCGUUGGGAGGCCCCUCCAUAUGGACUCUGUUACAGCUGCUCGAGAGAAGCUUGAAUAUACUCGAGUUUGCAUCGAAAUUACUGAUGGAUCUUCUAUUCGGGAUCGUGUUGAUGUGAUUUUGAAUGAUGAAUCAGUUGCUAGCAUUAGAGUCUCAGUUCCAUGGAUGCCUAGUUCUUGCACGGAUUGUGGGCGUUUUGGUCACUUUGUGAAGCUGUGCCCUCGGGGUAAAAAAUCUGAACAGGUAUGGAGGGCCAAGGGGCCUGUCAAUGAUGCUCAACUGAAUGUUCCUUCUACUAGUGGCAAGACCUCAGAUGAUGUUAACAUCAAUAUUAUUGCAUCUGAGGGGCUUAGUUCUGGCAAGGGUAAUAAUCAUGCAAUUAAUGAUAUUUUGCCAAGUACUCAGGUGGGAGCUAUCGGGUGUCUUGCUACUGUCAACCCAGAGCUGGGUGGUGAUUGCUCUGCUACUCUUGAGUUGGUUAAUCAGAUUGAUACUGUUACAGAUGCCAGUAAAGUAUCUGAGAAAGGUAUAGGUUACAAUGUCUUCACCAUACAAGCUGAUCCCCUAAAUAAUCCUCUGGUGAAAAGAGGCAGAGGAAGACCUGCCAAAGAGGGUAAGAUUACUGGAGGAGCCUCAAAAAAAAAAUUCAAUGUCCUCAACUCCUUAGAUCCUGACAAUGUACUGGAAAUUCCUACUGUUGAUUCUGGUAGAAAACAGAGAGGAGCUUCUAUGGGAGUUGCUAAGCUUGUUCAAGAGCUAAAAAUGAAGAAGAAAGAGCAUGUGGAUAAUGUUAAGAAACUUGAGGCAAGAGGGGCUCCUUCUUUCUUCACAUCUGCUUCAUCUAUAUUGUCAAGUAAGUUUGGUGACUGGCGGUAUUGCUGCAAUUAUGAUUUUGCUGAAAAUGGACGUAUCUGGGUUCUUUGGCGAAAUGAUGUAGUUUGCUCUAUUAUCUCUUCUUUUGAUCAAAGCAUCACCAUUAAAGGUUGUUUUAAAGAUAUUGAAUUCUUCCUUACUACUGUUUAUGGCUCUAACGAUGGCUCCAUUCGUAAACAUCUUUGGACCCAACUUUGCUCUGUGGAAGCCUCUGUGGGAGAUAGGGCUUGGCUAAUUGGUGGUAACUUUAAUGUCAUCCUCAAUGUAGAGGAAAGUUCUUCACAGAUCAACGCUGGUACUUUGGCUGAUAUGGUCAAUUUUCAAAGUUGUGUGGUGGACUUGGGGCUAACUGAUCAUCCUUACACCGGUCCACUGUUUACCUGGUCCAACAAGCAGCAGGCUACUUACUUAGCGCGCAAGCUGGAUCGGGUUCUCGUAAAUUCGAAUUGGUUUGAAAUUUUUUCUGCCUCUGAUGUUGAGUUUCAGGCUCCUGGAGAUUCUGAUCACUUCCCUAUACUUGUAUGGCUGUAUAAAGAGGUUCCUGCUGCCAAGCCCAAACCGUUUAAAUUUUUUAAUUUUUGGGCUAUGCAUCCUGAUUUCAUGUCCUUAGUCAAGGACUCUUGGCAAGACCUAGUUAAUGCAAAUCCUGCUCAAACUCUCUUCCUCAAGCUCAAGAGGCUGAAAAUGCAUCUUAAGGAGCCUAAUAGAAAUAGCUUCAAUGACUUAUCUGGGCAAGUUAGGGAGAAAAGAGAUAAGUUGAAGACCCUCCAACUUGCUAAUCUUACUCCUGCUGCUGCUGGAUGA